This is a messenger RNA of Suillus plorans, 951 nucleotides long. RefSeq lists its product as uncharacterized. The record is from RefSeq and is a predicted model, not a curated record. The coding region runs from base 11 to 739 and encodes 242 amino acids. NCBI's taxonomy places the organism in Eukaryota, Fungi, Basidiomycota, Agaricomycetes, Boletales, Suillaceae. The transcript has 5 exons.
CGUUCGAACCAUGGUUCUGGACCGAACCGCGGCAGCACUAAUCAGGACCGACGACAAGCAUCAUCGAGGUUUUGUGAGCGAUCCGUGUGGCAGACUGCUCUGCCCAGCCGAAUGGUGUUGGGAGGACCCGGCCGUCAGGACCGGCAUUCGUGACCGCACAAUCGCCUUCAUUGUCUCUGAAAAUUCUUGGCCGUCGUUCAUGUACGAAAACUACAAAGCUGAUGCUAAUAAUCUAGAGUGCGGUCUUAUGAAGUCGCGGUUGUUGGUCAUGGGAUUCAAGGCCAUCUUUACUUCGCCCUCUUCCGCUAAUGAAGUGGACGGUGAAGGUAAUGGUGCUGAUAUCAUUGAAAAUAACCGACGUGCCCGGAAGCGAUCGGAUCAAGCUAAAGUCAAGACAUGUGUGGCCUCCAUUAUAGGCAUGAGGAAAGUAACACCUCGCGCGAUCGCAUAUGCAGCUUGCCAGAUUCGAUUCGCACUUUCCAGUAUCAACUCCUGGCGCACCAUAGACGGUGACUUUGACUAUCAAAUCUUCUGGAACAACAUCGUUGAUUUUUUUGAGGACGCCCCGGGUCCCGCUGCACGAACUAGGGUGAAUGAGCUACUCGAGUGGUGGACAAGAAAAGUUUUUGGAAGGAAUCAUCGUCAAGACUUGACACAGGACGUUAUUACCCAGAUGUCUGUGAGCGCUCUCGCUGCCCAGAGACUGCGGAUGGAGGACACUGCAUUCGACUCGGACUAGUUGUUUGGUAAAUUUUGCCUGCCCGUCUCAUCUACAUUACUAUAUGUUACUAAGAUACUUAAAAUGUGUAUAUGGAAUGAAAAUAUGCCCACUUUCUGAAGUCAGAUAUACGAAGAUUGCUGUGAUGCUCUAUGAAAUAUUGCUCUAAAUAACCCGAUUCGUGGAUCGAUGAAGCAGCAGUGCGUCAAUUGUCAAAUACAAAUAUUCCCGAC